GGGAGAGGGAAUUAUUCAACUAUACAGUUUUAAGAGGUGGAAUGAACUUUAGUUUGCCGGGGGUGUUGGGACAAAGGUCUGGGGAUAUAGGAUAUAGAGCACUUAUUAGGUUUUUAGAGACCACAGAGUUACACAAAAUAAGACAAAGUGAACUGAGUGCGGUUAUUUUGUUAUAGUAGGGGCCGUUCUGACCAACACUCCAGUCUAGAAGGUGGCGGUAAUGCACGUAAAGCUGGUUUCCAACCGCCAUUAAAAAACAGAAGAAGAAGAACAACAACUGUCCAAUCACAGACCAGCCCACUGUUUUGACCCCUCCAUGGUCGUACCGUGUGAGGUUCGGAGUGAAGAGGAGUCUUCUGGUGGUGUAGUUUCUGGGUCGGAACGUUUCAUUUUUAAAUACGACCUUUAUAUCAGUACAUUAGAGCACACAAUGGACGAGGGCGAAAAUUUCUCUCUUUGUGGUAAAGCAGCCGUCACUGAAGCUAAUCUGAGAGAUUUGUACUAUUGGAAGCUUGUCGCAGAUUUCAUUGGUCCUCAGUCGGGGGAGGGUUUAGAGCUGGAAGAGACACCAUGCAAGAACAGACUUCUGAUUCAAGUGGGCCUUAUGAGAGAGGAUAAUAAUUUCCCCUGGAUUGCCAUUGUAGAAUGGCUCAAGAAAAUUUUCCCCAGAUAUCAGUCAGCUGAUUUUCGCCGUUUGAUUGAAAGAGGCAUCGCAGCUACACUGAGUUUGGGAAAUGAUGCAAGGCUGUCCUUCCUGGAGUCAAAUGUCAACUUUAGCUUUGUUGGCCCAAUAUGUGAUAGCAUAGGCGUUGAACGAGAACAUCUUUUGGAAAUGAGAGAUUUUUCAGAACGAGCACAGUCAAUUGAAGUGACAAACGGACUGGUUCUUGAGUUGAGCAACUUUGUUACCAGAGAGAGAAUUGCCCCAGUCGUUAUAGUUAAUUGGCUUAGAAACUUUAACUCUGACUUCUGCAAGAAUGGGGAUAUUCAAAAGGCCUAUAAAAUCCUUAGGGCCAAGAUAAAAAGGUUAAAAAGGUGUAGUCGCAAUUUUGAAACAAGGAGCCACAGGAGGAAUGCAGCGAUGGAAAGUAUGCUUCAAAGUCCAUUUGAACUGGUGAAAAAAAAACCACCUAAAUUUGUUGUGAAGAAACGCAUGAGAAGAGAUGAGGCAGUCAAUUAUGAAAAAGUCACAAUCAAGGAAGAAUACGAGAGCUAUGAAAUCAUGCAGGGUGAGGUGUCUGAGCUGAACAGAGGAGUAGUGAAGAAAAUAAUAGUGAGAGAACCUGUACAUGUUGAAAGUGAUGAGGAUUUGGAUGUGUGCAACAGCGGAGAAGAAUCCUCAGAUAACAAAGGAGAGGCCCUGACUCUGCUUGACAUUGCAAUGCUGUCUGUCCAAAAGUUGUCAAGCGUUUACGGUGGGAAAACCAUGGCCUGCAAGCAAGUUUCUUUGGAUCUUCUCAAAAACCAGUACACUUUGACAUGCAAGGAGCAUCCAGCCAUGGCAGAGUUUGAUAGAAAACUCAACUCCCUCUGUAAAGACAUUCCACUGACCUCUCCUGUGGUGUUUUUAAACUACAAUGCCAAUUUCCUUGUUGACGUGCAUGAUGCGGUUGAGCAGCAUAUUAUGAGCUUUGAAAAAGAAAUCACACUAUCAGCAGGAGAGAAACUAGGCCGCGACAAGCUCCCAAAAUUCAGGAACUUUGUGAAUCUCUCAGAAAGUGCCACCUCACGCUACAUUCACAUGGCUUGUGAUAUCUUAAGCCCCCGCACCCCUGAUAAACAAAACUAUAGAAAACACUGGGUAGCCUUCUGUGAGGAGAAGAGGAAUCCCUCUAGGCUUGCAGUAAAUCAGUCAAACCGAUUCAACAACUACUUUGAAGCUGCAGCAGGCCUUAUUCACCAUUACAAAGAGAUUGCUCUCUUCUUCUCUGAUCUGCUGUCACUGAACAAUGACAAAUGCCCAAACAUCAUUCUUGAGAGUGUUGCAGCUGAUGCUAGUGAUUCUGUGAUUCAGAGCCUUGUGUGCGUUCUGGCCAUUGUUUACUGCAAAAUCCUCGGCCCGUAUUGGCAGCUUCUGAAAAGUGGAGGAGAGUACUCACUCUUCAGCCGGUAUAUUCUCUGUCUGUACCAGAAGUUCCUUGAUUGGUCCAAAGAUCCUUCAACUUUGCUGGAACCUGAGGAGGCCACAAAUGUGUUUCUGCAGUUCCCACUGCAAGAGAAAACAUUUGAUGGGGUUUUUCAGUACUGUGGUCAUUGGCACACAAAUAGGGACCUGAUCAGAGCUUGCUUGAAGAGGACAAUAAAGGUGAUUGCAGCUGUCACUGAGGAACACCUGAAGGAUUUCCUGCCAGGAGGAAAAUUUUCCCAAGUGCCUUCACCAGCGUUGAGCUUGCAGCUGGUAAGUUGUACAUUCUCUGUCCUGAUGGCAGAAUAUCCCUUCGGCCAUGCAUACCCCUACGAAAAGAAAAGACCUGACAAGUCCGCCAAACGCGCUUCACAGAAGAGCUUGCCAUUGGAUAGCUCUGAGGAAGGUGAUGACCAGGCUGGUUCUUUUGAUGAUAGCUCAGAUGAUUCUUCCAGUUGGCAAGUUAAAAAUGACACGAGCCCACAGUCGAAAAAAGGCUACAACAGAAGAAGGAUACAACGAGAGGUUGAGGAGAACACGGAUAAGGAUUAUAUAAUAGCUAUGGUGAACAGAAACGGAGGGCCAUGCAAAACACAGCAGGAUGUUGACAAACUGUUGCUGCGUUAUGACGGAAAAUCCCGUGUUGAGAAACGGGAAGCAAUCCGUUGUGAGCUACUGUACCAGAAAAUGAUUCUCAACAACACAAAUGGACACUUGGAUGGUGUUUUCCACAACAGUACACAAAUGGCCCUGAAGCUAAAGCUCGCACUUCCUCGUGUUAAACCUGGUUACUCUUUGGUUCUGGCCCCUAAGAAGACAAAGCCAAAGCCUGUGCUUGAAGAACCAGUGAAUGCUGCAGCUGGGCAGAAUGAAAGCAGCAGCAUGUGUGAGCCUUAACUACAUGUAUUGUAGGGACAAGGGAUAAAUGACUUUAAAAGCAACAAGAGGGAAUUGUCUUAUCAUAUGACUUCCUCAUUUGUGUUUACAGACUAAGCAGACAUACACUAAUGUAUGAUUAUGUAUUUGCCAGAUGCAGCUGUCAUGUUAGUUGUAAAACCAUAUUUUUGAUGUCAUAAGUUGGAAAGACUAAUUUUAUAACAUACUUUUGAUAUACCUUAUUUUGCAUGGCAGUGUACGGCAACUUUUUGUUGCAAAAAAUCCUUUUUAAUCAACGAUUGUGUCCACUGUUAUAAUGCAGUCAGUAACCACUACUGAUCUAAAAUAUGUUAUAUGAACCACUGUUUUCAAAAUAAACAUCUUUGUUCACUUUGGUUUUAAUUUACUCCAUCACCAUGUAUGAUAAACUAGAGAAGGUUAUACUAGUGUGUAGUCAUCAAGAUGAGUUCAGUGAACAUGUCCACCAUAUGUCAGAUUUUGUCAGUCACAGUAACACUGUUUCUCUGAUUUGAAGGGCAUUUUUGAUUGUGUGACAUUCAUCAGCAGUGUCAGUGAGUUCAUUCUCACGAAAGCAUUGACUGGGAGGAAGUUGAGAAAAUACAAAGGCAGUAAAGACAG
Monopterus albus (swamp eel) is the source of this 3640-nucleotide messenger RNA. RefSeq lists its product as uncharacterized. Bases 317 to 3022 code for a protein of 901 amino acids. NCBI's taxonomy places the organism in Eukaryota, Metazoa, Chordata, Actinopteri, Synbranchiformes, Synbranchidae. The transcript is spliced from 3 exons. Gene Ontology annotation, molecular function: 3'-5'-RNA exonuclease activity. The record is from RefSeq and is a predicted model, not a curated record.